AUGGCAUUCAAAAGCAAACAACUUCCUGAAGAAUACUAUGAAUCAAAUGUGUUUCAUUUCUUUUCAUGCCCGACUCAUGUUCUGGAUGGCGAGACCUUUCCUGCUCACCGGGCUGUGCUUGCAGCUCGCUCCCAGGUCUUCAAAGCAGAGCUCUUUGGCUCAAUGGCAGAUGCCACAAUGUCAACUGUCACGGUGCAAGACAUUGAGCCUGCGGCAUUUAAAGUUAUGCUCCGGUUCAUGUACACCGAUUCCUUUCCUGCAGACAAAGAGCUUGGGAACUCUCCCACUGAUAUGCUGCAGCAUUUACUUGCUGCAGCUGACCGGUACGCCCUGGACCGGCUGAAGCUCAUUUGUUCUUGGAAAUUGAUUGGACAUAUCUCGGUCGAUACAGUUGGUUCUAUUCUAGUUUUAGCUGAGACAUACAACUGUCCAGAGUUGAAGAACAAAUGCUUGGAUUUCUUUGGUGUGGAGAAAAAUUUCAAGGAGGCAGCAUUUUCAGAUGGUUUUGCUAUCCUGCUGCAGAAAUUUCCAUCCCUUGCUGCUGAGCUGAGGAGGAGGGUUACUGGGCAAUCUUAA
Molecule: messenger RNA, 576 nt
Organism: Sorghum bicolor (sorghum)
Lineage: Eukaryota; Viridiplantae; Streptophyta; Magnoliopsida; Poales; Poaceae
Product: BTB/POZ and MATH domain-containing protein 1
Exons: 2
Coding region: 1-576 (191 amino acids)
Biological process (GO): protein ubiquitination
Molecular function (GO): protein binding
Source: RefSeq, a predicted model, not a curated record